Messenger RNA from Corticium candelabrum, 1694 nucleotides. RefSeq names its product proton-coupled folate transporter-like. Gene Ontology annotation, biological process: transmembrane transport. The record is from RefSeq and is a predicted model, not a curated record. Gene Ontology annotation, molecular function: transmembrane transporter activity. The coding region runs from base 55 to 1542 and encodes 495 amino acids. Gene Ontology annotation, cellular component: membrane. NCBI's taxonomy places the organism in Eukaryota, Metazoa, Porifera, Homoscleromorpha, Homosclerophorida, Plakinidae. The transcript is spliced from 3 exons.
UUGCAUGUUUUUGCCCACGCGCGGUAGACCCGCCUUGGCUCUUGUAAGGUAGGCAUGGCAUCCUGUCGUGUACGAGUGCCUGAUCCCGUCCUUUUAUUCUUUUUCUUUGCAUUGAUGUCGGAAACGACUUGGGUCACUAGCUUUUUGAACGACUACUUCUACAGGGAAUACGAAGUGCAGACCAAUAAUAGGACACAAACGUGUGGAAACAACUCGGGGGAGGAAUUUGAGACGGAGAGGAAGGCUCAGUCUGUCGCAUCAAAAUGGCUGCUCUACAUCGUUAUGUCUAUCUACAUUCCGUCGGUUGUCGUGACUCUAGUAAUUGGCAGCUGGUCGGAUAGACUCAAACACGGCAGGAGGUUGAUGAUGAUAAUUCCUGCGAUUGGAGGAGCUUGCUCCAUGAUUGUACUGCUGGUUAUUGUCUACUGGAAAUUGCCCAUUGGUUACAUAUUUUUUGGUACCAUAGCAUACGGGUUAUCCGGUGGUAGCACUUUGGUGUAUCUGGCCGUCUAUUCUUACACGUCAGAUGUGUCUAGCAUCAAAACAAGAACGAGGCGUCUUGGCAUACUGACAGGAAUGAUGGCUCUAGGAGCAGGAAUGGGACGAACGGCUGGUGGUGUUCUGUUGCAGUACAUUGGCUCUUAUAGUGUUCUCUUCGCAAAUCUGUUCAGUUACGUUUUCUGCCUGUUGUAUGUGUUUUUCUUGCUUGAUGAUCCCCCUAGAAUUGAAGAUUCAGGAUAUGUCAACAAUGAGGAGAGGAGAAGUCUUCAUGAUGAUUAUGUUGAUAAUGAUGUUACUCCAACCGAUGAUGGGAAUGGAUGUAGUAUGAAGUCUGCCAUCGGAGGCUUUCAGAUAUUGAAAUCAGGAGAGUUACACAUUAAACCGUUAUGGUGCCUUUACCUGUUGUUGCUUGCUGACGGCCUCAGUGUUCUCGUCAGUGAUGGUUCGCCUACCAUAAUGUACCUUUAUUUUCUUGGUACACCUUUGUGUUGGAGUACAAGCAUAAUCGGUUACUUCUUUGGAUUGUCAUAUUUCUGUAUGAUUUUGGGGGCAACAAUCGUUUUAACUGUUUUUACCACUUUCUUCCAUAUGAGAGAUACAACAAUAGUAUUGCUGGGUAUUCUAUCUUUUAUUGCAGAAUUUGUCUAUCUCGCAUUUGUCACCUCAACAUGGAGCAUGUUUCUAGUUUUGGGCAUCGGCUUACCAUCUGCUGUUGUUGCUCCAACAUUGAGAUCUAUGUUAUCAAAAUGUGUUGUGAAAGAACACCAAGGAGCCCUCUUCUCUCUUUCAUCAUCUGUGGAGACCACAAAUUCAUUACUAGCACUAGUAAUCUUCAAUCCAUUGUAUUCUGCUAUCAAUCAAGACAAUAUCAGCUUUCUACCCAAUUCUGGAGCUUUCACUUUCCUUGUCAUGGCUUUCGUUUAUGUAGUCAUGUUCAUUCUCAUAGUAAUUUUACACUUCUCGAAAUCGUGGAGAUAUUCAUUCAUGAAAACAACCGAAUCGAAGGAGUCACUGUUGAUCAAUGAAGACAAAGCAGCCUAGUAUUGUACAUGGUAUGUACGUGUCGUGUUCAUUUUUGUAGAGUACUAGAUGAGGAACCUGUUAUUUGAAUGUGAAAAAGUAUGUCUAACUCGACAAAUUAGUAGACAAUAUUGAAUUUUGAUAUGACAUGUGAGUCUCCACUUUCCACAAAA